Messenger RNA from Rhinocladiella mackenziei CBS 650.93, 1539 nucleotides. RefSeq lists its product as uncharacterized. The transcript is spliced from 6 exons. Bases 1 to 1539 code for a protein of 512 amino acids. The record is from RefSeq and is a predicted model, not a curated record. Gene Ontology annotation, molecular function: monooxygenase activity; oxidoreductase activity, acting on paired donors, with incorporation or reduction of molecular oxygen; iron ion binding. NCBI's taxonomy places the organism in Eukaryota, Fungi, Ascomycota, Eurotiomycetes, Chaetothyriales, Herpotrichiellaceae.
AUGGCGUCCCAUGCUCCUGUUAUGGGCAGCAGCGGGUUUCCAGUGUCGAUAUACACCGUUGUUGUCACGGCGGUCGUCAUAUUUGGUUGUUAUAUCUUGUCGAACUCGGAAAACGCUCUCUAUCCUGGCUUUGAUGCAGUCGGCCUUGAUCCCAAAGCCUGGACCUAUGCAGACGCUCGCAAGAAAUACGCCCAGAAUGCAAAGGCCGUGCUCUGGGAAGGGUUGAAGAAGUGUAAAGGGGCAUUUCAGGUGUACACGAUGGCCGGCCCGAGAAUCGUCCUCGACGCCAAGUAUCUGGACGAGUUGAAGAAUUGGCCCCAUGCCGAUUUUGCGAAGAAUAAUGCGAAGCAAUUUUUCGGGAAUUACCCUGCCUUAGGCUUAUUCGGGGAGCAAGGAAACGGCGAGAUCAUCCAAGAUACUGUGCGGAUCAAGCUCACGCAGUCACUCAAUCGACUCACUCCGAUCCUGAACGGCGAAGCGAGAGACGCUUGGAAAGAGUUGGCCGGGGAUUCCGAAGAAUGGCAUGAGUUCCACGUGUGGUCCAAUGUUCUGCAACUGGUCGCCCGCGUGUCAGCAAUCACCUUCAUUGGCCCCGAGCUCUGCCGCGACAAGAAUUGGAUCGAUCUCUCCGUGAACUAUGCCGUGGAGGCGUUUGACUGUGUGCGUGCCUUGCGCACCUGGCCCAAAAUUCUCCGCCCGAUCGUGCACUGGUUUCUGCCCCAGCUCCAACGACUCAGGCAGAGACACCGGAAAGCCCGGCAGAUCAUCGAAGGAGAAUGGAACAGACGGCAGCGUCUGGCACAGGCCGAUCCAGAUGCGAAAGUCACCUACAGUGACGGCAUGCAGUGGCUCCACGAGACGGCCAAGGGUCGUCCCUACAACCGAACCGACUCUCAGCUGACGAUGGCGUUCGCGGCGAUCCACACGACAUCGGACCUGAUCACCAAGGCCAUCUUUGAUAUUGCGGCCAAUCCAGAAAUCAUCGAGCCACUCCGGGAGGAGAUGAAGCAAUGUUUGGCCAAUGGGUUCACGAAGACGGCCCUGUACACCAUGAAGCUACUUGACAGCGUGUUGAAGGAAUCCCAGAGAAUGAGUCCCAGUUCAUACGCCCCGUGCAUGAGACGGAUCGACGAAUCCUUCAAACUCUCGGACGGGACGGUGCUCCCCAAAGGCGCUCAGCUGGCCUUCACGGCGAACCGCAAUUUUGACUCCGCCGUGUGGUCAGACCCCGACAAGUUCGAUGCCAGGCGAUUUCUACGACUUCGGAGCCAGCCCGGCCAGGAGAAUGCCUGGCAGUUCGUCACGGCCAAUGUCGACCAGCUCGGCUUCGGGGCCGGACAACACGCCUGCCCGGGCCGCUUCUUCGCAUCCAACGAGACCAAGAUUGCGCUGUGCCAUUUACUGCUCAAAUACGACAUCAAGCUCGCCACUCCCAGUCGGCCGUCGAAUUUCACCAUUGGCGCUGAGAUUGUCGCUCCAGUCGUGGAGCCCAUUCUCAUCCGAAGGCGGUUCGACCUCGAGGGGCCGCUGCUGGAGUAG